AUAGUUAUGAUAGGGCGGUUCAUUCCCCAUCUCACUGUACAGUUAAAACUCACUGUGUUUCACCUUUUGAGUGUUUCACUGUGUGCAUUAGUUAAGUGAGUCCAUCCAACCCUCCAUGCGCUGCCAGUCUCAGUCCACUCGCCCCACCCAGCUGAAGGCGCUCCCUGGUGGGCUCGUCUGUGACUCCCUCCCUCCCAGCCAGGGGAAGAAACACAUCAUUAAUCGGGGAUCAGACUGAAGUGGACGUGAGGACGGUGUGGGUGAGAGGGGUGUUUCUGUACAGAUGCUGCAGCUGGUGUUUCUAUCUGCUGGAGCUGGAGCUCGUGGACGCUUAUGCUGCGUUUGGCUGGUCGCUGCUCGCUGACUGACCGACUCUGACUCACCGGUCCCGGGCGCUGAGAUGCUGAGGAGAGGCCGACGCUUCUUAACGUCCUCCCGUGUCGCGGAUGGAGAGCGGAGCCUGAACAGCUGAGCGACGGUAGAUCGGGAGCAACAGGCCGGAUCGUAUCAGUCCGGAACCGAGGAGGAGCGACAGCAUCAGCGGCGGCGGGGGAAGCGACAUGUUCUGAGCGGAGAGCCCGGCGAGCGGCGGCGGCUGGCGGGGAUGAAGACGCCGAGGCAGACGCGCCUCCUCCCGCGGUUCUGCGUCUGUGGAGUCGGUCUGAUCACAGCCGCUUGGAUCUUUCACCUGAAUGAUGUGACAGGUUUGCAUGGACCCACUGUGGAUCCUGACAUCUUGUUCAAGAGAGAGCUCACCCAGCAAAAAGAAGCCAACAACCAAAAUGACAACAUUUCUAGAUCCGCUAUCAGUGAGUUCCCUGAAGACAUCUUCACUCUGGAGCAGCGAAAACAAGGAGCAGUCCUCCUCCAUGUUCUCUGUGCUAUCUAUAUGUUUUAUGCGCUGGCCAUCGUGUGUGAUGUUUACUUUGUACCAUCGCUGGAGAAAGUAUCAGAGAACCUCCAGCUCAGUCAGGAUGUUGCCGGGGCAACCUUCAUGGCAGCCGGGAGCUCCGCACCCGAGCUCUUCACCUCAUUGAUCGGGGUGUUUAUUACAAAGGGAGAUGUGGGUGUGGGAACUAUCGUGGGCUCAGCCGUCUUUAACAUCCUGGUCAUCAUCGGUCUCUGUGGCAUCUUCGCCAAACAGCCCAUCUGUCUGAGCUGGUGGCCUUUGUUUCGUGACGCUUUUUUCUACAUCCUGUCCAUACUGGUGCUUAUCCUGGUGAUCUAUGAUGAAAAGGUUGUGUGGUGGGAGACCAUCAUCCUGAUGUCUAUGUACGGCCUCUACAUCAUCAUCAUAAAGUUCAACAGGUCUCUGUGCAGCCUGGUAGAGAAGCACUGCAGCAGGGAAGGUCAGCCGUGUCUGAGCAUCCUGCGACGGACAACUGCUGUCGGAAACGCCGGAGACUGUGACAACGACAUGGUGCCGCUGAAGCCAGGUGCUGGAGCUCGUGUUUACUCGUGCGUGGUGGCCGGUCAGGACACAGGGGUGGCGAUGGUGGACGAGCAGAUGAACCCUAACCCCCACCAGCUCUCCUUCUCAGAGGCAAGCCUCCGCCUUCUCAUGACCCUGCAUUUCCCCCCCCUCAUCCGCCUGCGCAUGGCAGGGUACAUGGUCAUCAGUGAGAGGCAGAGGCUGAUUCGGGCUCGGGUUGGCCCAGAGGAGGGGGCCGCCUCAGGGGAGGAGGGUUUGGGUGCUAGCGGUCCAAGGGGCAGGGAGAACGGGUCGGUGGCUGAGGAAGACAGGCAGACGCUGGAGGGAGAGACGGAGACGGGUAAAGAAGUGGCGGGUGGGACGAGUGGGGGAGCACCGUCUAAAGAGGAAGAGGAAGAGGAGGACGAGCAGGAGGAACGAGAGGAGGAGAACACUCCAUUCAAACCCUUCAUCGUGCCAGACGGCUGGUGCAUGCGUGUGAAGUGGCUGCUCUCUUGGCCUGUGAGCGUUCUGCUUUACUUCACCAUCCCCGACUGUAACCUGCCACAGUGGGAGCGCUGGUACCUGCUCACCUUCCUCUCCUCCACGCUCUGGAUAGCCCUCUUCUCCUACCUCAUGGUCUGGAUGGUGACGAUAAUCAGCCACACAUUUGGAAUCCCUGAAGUCAUCAUGGGCAUCACUUUUCUGGCAGCCGGCACCAGUGUCCCUGACUGUAUGGCCAGCCUCAUCGUCGCCCGACAAGGGAUGGGUGACAUGGCCGUGUCCAACUCCAUUGGCAGUAAUAUCUUUGAUGUGCUGCUGGGCCUGGGCUUCCCUUGGGCACUGAGGACUCUCAUAGUCAGCUAUGGAUCAGUGGUAACAAUCAACAGCAAAGGUCUGGUGUACUCAGUGGUUCUGCUGUUGGCCUCAGUCACACUGACCGUCCUGUGUGUUCAUCUGAAUCACUGGAGGUUGGACCGCAGGCUGGGAUUCAGUCUCCUGGUUCUAUACGCCAUCUUCCUCCUCUGCUCCGUCGGCUUCGAGAGGCUGUAGAGGACACACACACACUCGACACACUUUAUGGUCCAAAACUCAGACUUAGAAAAAUGGUCCAGCUGAUUUCCCACUGUCACUGCAGCCAUUAUUAACCAUACGUACGGACAGAUACAUUUUCAUUUCAUGUCGUAAUGGCCGUACGUGUUUGAGCAGCAUUUACCAACAAAUAACAUGGUUUACCUUUGAUAAUCAAGUAUUUUACAUAGUUUUGUACCAAGCUCCUCCAGCUCAGAUUUUAUGAAAUCGAAUGUCUCUCAAUAAAUUUAUAAAGUAUUGAAUUUGUAUUCUGAAAGCAAGAAUAUUGUAUAAGGAACCCAAAGUGUGUCGGUUUACUUACAGUAUGAUUCAUUAUUGACUGCCACAAGUAACCUCAAUGAUUAAACAUGUACAUUUAUAUAGUGGUUUCUCAGUCUGUGAAGUUACUUUAAGUUAAAUGUCACGUUUUCAACAUGCCUUUGUGUGUGUAGCUGUAAAUGGCAUCGCAUGGCUGACACGCUCUGGAUAAUUGCACUAAGCCACAGUUCUGUGUAGGAGAAAAUCCUUCAGUGUGUGUUUGUUGAGUGCAAUAAAAAUGCUUUGUUCUGUGA
Hippoglossus stenolepis (Pacific halibut) is the source of this 3054-nucleotide messenger RNA. Its product is annotated as sodium/potassium/calcium exchanger 3. The coding region runs from base 605 to 2464 and encodes 619 amino acids. Gene Ontology annotation, cellular component: membrane. The record is from RefSeq and is a predicted model, not a curated record. Lineage: Eukaryota; Metazoa; Chordata; Actinopteri; Pleuronectiformes; Pleuronectidae. Gene Ontology annotation, molecular function: calcium channel activity; calcium, potassium:sodium antiporter activity. The transcript is spliced from 17 exons. Gene Ontology annotation, biological process: calcium ion transmembrane transport; intracellular calcium ion homeostasis.